This is a messenger RNA of Capsella rubella, 564 nucleotides long. Its product is annotated as PRA1 family protein G1. The record is from RefSeq and is a predicted model, not a curated record. Gene Ontology annotation, cellular component: Golgi apparatus; endoplasmic reticulum. NCBI's taxonomy places the organism in Eukaryota, Viridiplantae, Streptophyta, Magnoliopsida, Brassicales, Brassicaceae. The transcript has a single exon. Bases 1 to 564 code for a protein of 187 amino acids. Gene Ontology annotation, biological process: vesicle-mediated transport.
AUGUUAGCACCGGUGGAGACUCUUCCAAUUACGGCCGAGGAGACAAGUCUCUCUGCCGGUGAUGUCAUCGCCAUGUCGAUGCAUAAUAUAAUAGCUACUGUUUCUAGCUACCGUCCAUGGUGGUCUGAAUUCCUAACAUUAGGUUCCAUCGACCAUCCAACCACUUUCUCCACAGCUACUUCGCGCGUUAAAGUCAACCUCCGUCAUUUCGCCGUUAACUACUUUCUUUUAGCAGCAGCUUUGGUCACACUCUUCUUGAUCGUUGAUCCAACUUCUCUUCUCACCGUUGCCUCCUCUGCAGUCAUGUGGCUGCUCCUGUAUUUCUAUCGGGACCAUCCAUUGUUCUUGUGCGGUCGACAUAUUAACGACCGCGUGAUCGCCCUCGGGUUGAUCCUUGGCUCGCUUUGGGCGUUGUGGUUCGCAAACUGCCUCCAGGGUCUGGUUCUUGGCAUCGUUGCAAGCGUCUUGCUUUGUUUGGUCCACGCCGUUGUACGGAAUUCUGAAGACCUCUUUGUACAAGAAACUGAUGUUGUUGUUCCUUCCAAUUUCCCUCAUUGGAGCUGA